Messenger RNA from Chelonia mydas (Green sea turtle), 7358 nucleotides. RefSeq names its product estrogen receptor 2 (gene ESR2). Gene Ontology annotation, molecular function: steroid binding; sequence-specific DNA binding; nuclear receptor activity. The coding region runs from base 788 to 2437 and encodes 549 amino acids. Gene Ontology annotation, biological process: cellular response to estradiol stimulus; regulation of DNA-templated transcription; estrogen receptor signaling pathway. The record is from RefSeq and is a predicted model, not a curated record. Lineage: Eukaryota; Metazoa; Chordata; Testudines; Cheloniidae. Gene Ontology annotation, cellular component: nucleus. The transcript has 11 exons.
AAGGGCUGGUGGCUUCGGGUAGAGUUUAUUAUUGUGGACUUCAUGUUUGAUUAUUUUGUGAUUAAGGACUUUGACUGCAUUUAGUAUUAAACUGUCCCCAGAAAGGGGUGCUGUACGCCACAACAAAGACUCUGCAGUGCUUAAGGGGCCCAUAAGAGGGGGGAGGCUAGAGGCAGGGCACUGCGAAACCACCCCUGGCCAAGAGGAGGCAUUCAGGUGGCAGCUACUGCUAACAAGCAAUCUCUCUUAACCAGUUUGAAUUUCAAGAUCAAUGUUAAUGCUUGAAAUUCCAAGCAGUUAUGGAGAAGAUGGAUUUAAAAUUGCCAUGAGUGUCUUAAUUCAUUUGUUCACCAGUAAUUUCAUAAUUUUGAAGAUGAACAUUGAUUUUCAGUUUUGCAGAGGGGAAAUAACUGAAGUCUUCAGCAGAACAACCCUAAAAAAUUUCACUUGUCUGGGUGGCAUUAUUCCCAUCUACAAAUAAAGACGGUGCACCUUCAGAAGCUUGGCAGUCACAUGAAAAGGCAUGAGUAUAUUGGACAGUGAAUAUCCAAGAUACAGAUGGUUGAAAAUAUAGAGCUAUUUAAGGACCAGAAACCUAUUUUGUUGUGGGGACAACAUUAAAAACUUCGACAAUGUUUCUGCAUAGUCUCAGAUACCAAUGCCAUCCUUUGGUUUGGAAGUCAAUGGAAUUGUGAAUUCUGCACUCAGUGUCUUAGAUUAAUGAAUGCUUAAAUAUCUUCGGAUGAAUAUUUGAACAACACAUACUCUGCUUCAGUCUUGCUUCAGAAUGUCCAUCUGUGCUUCUUCUCACAAGGAGUUUUCUCAGUUACUGCCAAUUCAGGAUAUUGGAUGUAGUAAAACAGAAAUUAAAAUCUCACCUCCUGGCAUCAGCUCUCCUGUUUAUAGCUGCAGUCAGUCUGCUCUGACAAUGGAACAGAGCCCAGUUUAUAUUCCUUCAUCUUAUGUGGAAAACAGACAUGAAUAUUCUGCAAUGGCAUUCUAUAGUCCUGCCAUAAUGAAUUACAACAUUCCGAGCAAUUUCAAUGAUUCAGAAAGUGCAUCUGUAAGGCAGACAUCAAGCCCAAAUGUUUUAUGGUCUCCUCCUGGCCAUAUUUCACCUUUGACAUUACAUUGCCAGUCAUCACUUUUAUAUGCAGAGCAACCAAAGAGCCCGUGGUGUGACGCAAGGCCAGUGGACCAUGCACUGCCUAUGAACAGAGAGACAUUAAAAAGAAAAUCUAAUGGCAGUGAUUGUACAAGUCCUGGUUCAAAAAGAGAUGCACGCUUCUGUGCAGUCUGCAGUGAUUAUGCUUCAGGAUAUCACUAUGGUGUUUGGUCUUGUGAAGGAUGUAAAGCAUUCUUUAAAAGAAGUAUCCAAGGACACAAUGAUUACAUAUGUCCAGCUACCAAUCAAUGCACAAUAGAUAAAAAUAGGCGUAAAAGCUGUCAGGCAUGUAGACUACGGAAAUGCUGUGAAGUAGGAAUGAUGAAAUGUGGUUCAAGAAGAGAACGUUGUAGGUAUCGUAUCAUACGCCGGCAUCGUAAUUCAGAAGAUCAAGUGCAUUGCACUGGCAAAGCUAAAAAGAAUAGUGAAAAUACAACCCGAGUGAAAGAAAUCCUCCUUAGUGCACUCAGUCCUGAGCAGUUCAUUUUAACGUUACUUGAAGCCGAACCGCCUAAUGUGUUGCUGGUGAGUCGCCCCAACAAGCCAUUUACAGAAGUCUCCAUGAUGAUGUCAUUGACAAAACUUGCAGACAAAGAAUUGGUUCACAUGAUUGGUUGGGCCAAGAAAAUUCCUGGCUUCAUAGAGCUCAGUCUGUAUGACCAAGUGAGGCUCUUGGAGAGUUGUUGGAUGGAAGUUUUAAUGGUGGGUCUGAUGUGGAGGUCGAUUGAUUAUCCUGGCAAACUAAUUUUUGCACCGGAUCUUGUAUUAGAGAGGGAUGAGGGGAAAUGUGUAGAAGGAAUUCUGGAAAUCUUUGACAUGCUCCUGGCCACAACAUCAAGAUUUCGAGAGCUGAAAUUACAGCACAAGGAGUAUCUGUGUGUCAAGGCUAUGAUUCUUCUCAAUUCCAGUAUGUUUCCAUUAUCAGCUGCUGCAGAAGAAUCUGAAAGCAACAGGAAGCUACAUCACUUGCUUAAUGCAGUAACUGAUGCUUUGGUGUGGGUUAUUGCAAAGAGUGGAAUCCCAUCUCAGCAACAGACAACUCGUUUGGCUAACUUGUUGAUGUUACUUUCUCAUGUCAGGCAUGCAAGUAACAAAGGUAUGGAGCACCUUCUGAGCAUGAAGUGUAAAAAUGUGGUCCCAGUCUAUGACUUGUUGCUGGAAAUGUUGAAUGCACAUGCGCUUCGAGGCCAAAGAAAGUCUGCAGUCACAGAUUCUGAAUUAGGCCCAUCAGAACAAACUAGAGAUGAUGCAUGGAAUAUGGCAGCACAGUAACUUUAUAAUUACCUGGAAGAUCAGGUUUGGAGGAAACUGUGAAGCAAAACAACAUUAUUUAGAGCUGUCGAAAACUUGAUAUGUCUCACGACUCUUAGACAACCUUUUUGGGGCUCUAUUCUAAUCUUUCAGAUUUGUAUGUUUAUCUCGGAUAAGGCUGUAUAUCGCCUCCUGUAUUGUGUGAAGCACAUCUUGUCCAUGUUUCUGACAUAAUACUUUGCACUUAAACUAAUGCUUUCUGUCUGAGACUUAUGAACACAAUACCCUGUGAGAUUGGAAAUUAUUAUUACCCCUUUUUUAAAAAUGGGUAAACUGAGGCAGAGAGAAGCUAGGUGACUAUCUUAAGAACCCACAGUGGAGAGCUGGGAAUAGUGUCCUGACUCCCAGUUCUUGCUUUAACCACUGGACUAUGUUUUCUUUCAAUAUAUCAACAUAUGAAAUGUACAGCUGUUACAUCACGUGGGAGGGAUUUGAUUACGUGUAUAUGAUGACGAUCACUGGGGAAAUGCCUACAUUUCAGUUAACGUGGUUAAAGUGCCAAGACACAUGUACAAUUUAAAUGAGUUUAUUCCUCGUAUGAUUAUGCAAUGGAUGCAGAUGGAACACAGAAACACUUCCUCGGGCUUCAUUUGAGCCACUCAGAAUUGGUUGUGGGACCACUUUAAAGACCAGCUCCAUAAACAUAAAAACAGGUUUCUUUGUUUUGUGAGCCUACUCUUAGGAUUUGAACUGUUUCUUUGUGCAUGGUACUCAUCGGCUUAAAGGUUGACUUGACUGCUUAGUCAUUUUCAUUUAAUACUAAAUUUUAAAAUUUAUUGUCACUGAGAUUAAUGUGCUGUUGUUUUGUAUAUUUAUAAUGACUUAAUGUGUAGGUAUGAAGGAUCAAGAAAUUAAUUUUUAUUAUGUGCAUUAGUAAAAAUAAUGUGAUACAGUCCACUGAACUAUUUUUUUAAAUGGUUUCCUAGGCAAUUUCACAAUCUUCCUGUCACUUCCAUCUUGAGUACAGAAGUGUCUAGCUGUAUUGUCAGGUUCGUGGGGUUCUGGAAAUGCAGUGUACAUAACUGUAGGGAGUAGUAGCAUAAGUAGAGAUGAGGCUCAGCUGGGAUCUGCUUUUACUUACAUGACUCAGUUUUGCUCUCUUAUUUGCAAGAGGAAGUUACAUGUAACUUGCUUUGCUAGGGAAGCUCUACCCUAAGUUAUGCUUUUUCAGCCCUCCUAAAAGAACCCUAAAUGAGAGAGGGAAACAUGCCUCUGGGAUAAAUUCAUGGAGGAUAGGUCCAUCAGUGGCUGUUAGCCAGGAUGGGCAGGGACGGUGUCCCUAGCCUCUGUUUGCCAGAAGCUGGGAAUGGGUGACGGGACGGAUCACUUAUGAAGUGCACUGCUUCAUGUGUGGCGAUUCAUUAUUGGCAUGUCACUAAAUAUAUAGUCACAUAAAAUGUCUGUCUUGUUGAUUUCUGCAGCUGUCUAAGGUGCAUUGAGUCUGAAAGGACAUAUAAUAUGGCCCAUAGCCUCAUUUGGAAAAUAAGAAAAUAUUUUUUCUGUCAAUUUGCUUAUGUAAUAUUCUGUUUCAUGCUGGAAUUAAAUUCAUUAGCCUUUGAUAAUAACACUGGAGAUUAAUGGACUUGACUAGAUACCAGAGUGUUUAGUUGUAUAUUAUUGUCAUUUUAGGUAUGUGACAAAACGAAAUUAGAGAUUAAUUUGAUGCCCAUCUAAGUCAGCGGGGAGGCUUUCUGGUGAUUUCUAUGGGAUUUGGAUCAGGCCCUUAUGGCAGAUCCGCCAUACACCAUAUUUUUUAAGCACAAAGUCACCCUACGCUUACUCCCCAGAAUUCUACAGAAGGUGCACUCAUCUUUCCACUUCAAUGAGCCUAUCCAUCUCCCUACCUUUUUCCAUAACGACAUGCAAAUUCCUUUGUAUCUAUGAUGCACACUUUAGACGUGCGCAGAGCUUUGUCCUUCUACUUGGACAGGACUAAAACCUUUAGGCGUUCCGACAAGCUAUUCGUCCCCAUUGCAGAAUGCUCUAAGGGCUCAUCUGACUCUAACCACAGACUUUCCAACUGGAUCUCGAGUUGCAUUUGUCUCUGUUAUCGAUAACAGAAUGUGACUCCCCCGACUUUUAUCAGGACUCACUCCACCAGAUCCAUGGCAGCCUCAGUGGCCUUUCUACGUAAUGUCCCUCUUAAGGACAUUUCCAGAGCUGCCAUUUGGGCUUCUGAAAAUACAUUUGCAAAACAUUAUGCCCUUACACAGGGACCCAUCACUGAUACAUGUGGGCAGAGCUGUUUUAUCUACUGCAUUCCUUCCAGAUCCAAAGUCCCUACCUCCUUGAGAGAUACUGCUUUUCAGUCACCUACAGUGGAGCACCCACAGGGACACGUCUCGAAGAAGAAGAGGUGGUUACUCACCUGUGCAGUAACUGAUGUUCUUCGAGAUGAGUGUCUCUGGGAGUGCUCCACUUCCCACCCUCCUCCCCUCUACUUUGGAGCUGGGGCGGCCUCCGUUAUAGAGAAAGAGCUGAGGAGUUCGGCCACACAUGCGCACUAUUAAGACAAGACUGGUAUGUGAGGCAGGCUCCGCGCAUGCACGGCUGAUACGGGUACUGCUGUAAAAAUCUCUGAACAACGGCGCAGGGGCACACUGACACCUACAGUGGAGCACCCACAGGGACACUCAUCUCGAAGAACAUCAGUUACUGCACAGGUGGGUAACCUCCUCAUAUACUGUCUAUAUAAGACCACAAUUCAUCUGAGAUAACUGAUAAUAAAUUAUAGCGUUGUUGUAUAUUAAAGAUGAGUUACCAUUAUGUUUUAGAUCAUUUUAAUGUAUGUAUAUUUGAGUAACACAAAAUAGCUAUUAGAAACUUAUCUUUAAUGCUUAGAUAUACUGACAAAUCUAAAAAAAAAAUGAAAUGACAAAAUAUUUUUACUCAUUUAACAUUUUUAGCCAUGUAAAUAAAGGUGAAUUUGUGGGCAAUGUAAAAAACGCAUUCCUUUUUAUCAAGUUUUGCUAAUAAUAAACUGUAGUGAUUCAAAAAGGAUGCUGUAGUUCAUCUCUAUGCCUUUACUUCUGUCUACGCACUUUAAAAUUUUUUUUGCAAUCUCUGUUACCAAGAAUUACCUAAAUUCCUAGUAUGCCGUGGUCACCAUCAGUUCUUGUUUUCUCAAGGCUUUUAGACUGACACAUUAGCAAGAUGCUAAUUUUUUGUGGUACUGGCUAAAUAAUGGAUUGAUUUUCAUAUUUUUUUUUGUGGUUUGCUUUCAUGAAAAGCAGUUAUCUCCAUGAAUUGUUAACACUCUACAGUUACUGUGAAUUUGUAUUGUUCCCUUAGUUUUGUAUUAUAAAUUCUGUUUCACAUGUGUACCUUCACUGAAAAAGUUUAAAACUCAAAUGUUUUUAGAAUUUGAUGUCUUUUCAAAUAUUUUGUGAAUGCCAAAUCAAGUGGAAAAAAUUACCUUAUCUCAGCUGCUUUUUACUUCUGUAGACUUAUGGUAUUUUUCCAGUAAUGUGUAUUUCUUUGGAUUGUAGGUUUUUGUGGUGAAAUAAACAAGUAUCAUACAAUGUGUAAUGUAUUUUUUUUUUUUUUUUGGUAGUAGUAGCUGUGUAGCUGGAGGUGACUAUCAUUUUAAAUCACAAACUUGAUUUUUCCCUUAUUGUUUGUUUGUCUUGACAUGCCAUGUCAUGGAUCACAUUCUCUUUAAAUAUUGUUUUUGACAGCAAGGAUGAAGGGUGACUCUUUGGGUUAAACUGAUCCUGAUGCAGCCUACCUCCCAGCAGCUAAAAACUCUCUCCUAUCGCUAUUAAAAGUAGACCCAGUAAAGUACAGAAAAUUAUUAGAAAUAAACCAUUGGUAACAUGUGAUCCACAUAAGAAAUAGCUAAUUUCCUAAGGAGUAAAAUAGUUAUUCCUGAAGUUGUUAGACUCUCAUUUGCUUUGCUUUUCCUCACGUACCGCAUCUAUUUGCAAAACUUACAAUUCUUUAUCUUAAAAAAUUCUUCUUUCUACAGCCCAGCCCAGCCCUAGGAAGUAACCCUGCAGUGAAAAAGCAGAGGCCAGACUUCACUGUCAAGCUAUGAAAGGGUUUUUGUAAUCAACUGUGAGUAAAAAUAAUUUUGAAAAAGUCUGAAAGAUAGCUUGAUAAGGUUCUUUUCCAACUUACUUUUUUGGGACAUUUUGAGAUAUGGUAAAAGCUCCUUGUAUAUUCUAUAUCACAUCACCUUGGCAAUGUGAUAGAAUUAUACGUAAUGAAGGUAAAUUGUAGGCUAUGAAAUUUUCCUUAGACCUUUCAUUUUCUUCAAAUUUUCUCUUACAAAAGUUGCUUAAUAGCAUCCGUACUGAAUAUUGUAGUCAGCAAUUUAAAAUCCGUAAUUAGCAGAAAGCUUUAGAUGGGCAUUUAUGACAAAGAAUGCCUGGAUUUGAUAAAGGUUUAAAGAACUAAAAAUACGGACGCUCUAGACAAGAUAAAAGUAAUCUAUUUCAAAAUGAAAUAAGUAUAAUAUAAUGUGGAGAAGAGAGGGAUGGGGAAAGAGGUGAUAAAAUCACUCUUCCUUUCUUUCUUACCCACUGAUGCAGUAUUGCUGUAAAAUUGGUUUGAAUCAUGUGGACUACCCUCAAGCCUGGAUCAGCAAAAACAUUAAAUGUAAAGAAAUACAAAAAUGCAACAUAUAUGCAAAAGUCAUAAAAACGAAUUGAUUAUUCUCAGAAAGACACUAAUGCUUAGGGCACUGCUUACUGCACUAAUAUGCCUCAUCUUGGGGACUAAGGGUAUCUCUACAGUAUGAAAUUAGGUCGAAUUUAUAGAAGUUGGUUUUGUAGAAAGCGUUUUUAUACAGUCAAUAGUGUGUGUCCCUACACAAAUGCUCUAAGUGCAUUUAGUUGGCGGAGUACGUCCACAGUACCGCGGCAACCAUCGAUUACCGGAG